GAGGGACGGGGUGCCGCCCGAGUCGCCCUAGCAGAGGGGACGACGCGGGGGCCUGACCAGGUGGAGACUAUUGAGACAGUUGUUAGGGAAUUUCUUGUGGCUGAAGUUCUGUCAAGGUGACACAAAACACCAGCCACCUGCUCUUUUCGCCUGCUGUCUGCGACACCAUGUCUGAUGUAUCGUGCCAAGGGUGCUUGUAUCGAUUAGACGGCCAAAGCUAAUGAAGCUCCAAUUACCUUACCAGUAAACUCAUGUAAAUGGAUGGAUGUGCUUCUGCCUGCAAGAGGGCUGAUGCCAAUGUUGCCGGACCGAUUCGUCUGGAACAGCUUGCUCAGUGUUGGACGCCGGGACCGGGAGGGCUCUCAGCGAAACCACCGGAGAACUUUCUGAUCUCAUUUAGACAUUGUCAGCAAAUGCCGAUGCCUAGUCAGUUCCACAGUUCUGAAAUGGCUGGAAAUGAAGUAACUGUCAAACUCCACAGCCCCAGCUUUAGAAGAAGGCCCAACAAGUAAAUGCAGUCACUCAAGUGGUUGAACGUGACGAGACAACUGAGAACGAAAUCAGAGGACGAUGGUGCUACAACUCUUGCUAAAGCAUUGGAAGACAGGCACAUAGAUGAUAGUUCCAAUAGAGGUUCAUGUGAUGUGAGCAACAAACGUGUCAGCAGCUGGUUGGAGCAUGGCACGCACAGUCAGCCAGCAGAAGAUGAUGAAUGUGUUCAUGGACUGAACUCAAAAUGCAGAACCCUCAAGGUUGAGCAGGAUGAUUGAUUAAUCAUGUUUAGGUCAUCUAGCUUUGACCUCUGCUUCUGAGUGUUCACCGCGCAAGUUUCUUUCCUCUUAAAAUGGUGCGCUGUGGCUCCAGUUGUUGUUAUGUUGAACCGAGGCUAGAUGGCCUCGUGGUUUACCUGAACUUUUGUAACUUUCGAUCAGAUGCAACUUAUUUCAUGGUUUUAGCAACACCUUGUUUGUCCUGAAGGUCAGGUAAGCUGGACCCUUGAUAUGUGGCAUGUCGUGAUGCUUUGCUAUAGCAAGGCGCUGGUCAGGAAGAAGACAGCCAUGGAAUCGGCCUUUGCACUCAGAAUGGAAGAAGAUCCCUGAUCAACGAAUCGGUUUUUCAACUAAGCUACCUACUUUUGUGAUGUCCAGGGUAUAUCAGAAACCUUUUCAGCCUUGAGAAAGUUACUGCCCGUUGUUUGUUACAGUGGCAGUAAAUCAGUACCCAAUUAUGUAGCCGUGGGGGCCACCAAAGAAGGAUUUGGCGAGCCCGGGGCAUCACGGUUCACGAGCACUAUAGAAUUAGGCGUGUCAUGUCAGCGCGUUGGCCGCCUGCAGGCUCUCCGUGCCCAAGGGUUGAGCAAUGAGCGAGCCUGCCCUUGGGACACGGGAGAAUGAUGGUGAGCAUUGAGCAAUGAGCAUGCUUUCCCUGAUUUUGUACGGGGGAGUGGGGUAAAAGUUUGGACGGGACAUGCACUGUCUUCUGGGCUCGCCGGCAGGACGACCAUUGUGUAGGGGGGGCAAGUUCAUUAACUGUCUUCGGUCGACAUAAUAUUGUGUUGUGUAUAGUACAAAAUCAGCACCUAGCAAUAUUAACUAAAGAUUUAAAUACAACAUGCAGCUCUUCUGCCAAUUCGUUAAAAAAAAGAUUGACCAAAGAUAACCUAGCUAGAGCAUUUUUUUAGUAAAUGCAUGCGUGUUUUUUCAUGAAGAUGUCUUGGAUUUGCAGAACUUAUCCUCAUUUUUCAUUGUCUUGACAUUUCUUUGAUAUAUAUCACGUGAUAAUCCUAAAUAGUAAUUUUUCUUACUCUUUUAGCCUGUAAAAUCAUUUUUUGCGUCCAAUUUGGGUUUGUAAAUUUGUCCUCAAAUUGCUUGGAAGCACAUUGGAUGGUUACAGGUUGUUUGCUAUCAUGUUACUUUAGUGAACCACAACGUGCACUUUCCGGACACAAUAAUUGUUAUCUAGAUUUUGGAUGGAACAGGACUUGGUAGUUUAGUUGCGGUCUCGAGAGGAUCCAACUAUUCACGCCUCUUUUCUCAAAACGUUUCUUAAAAUCAAAACACCUCCUUGCAUGGAUAUUACGUAGGAGAUAAUGGCAAAAAUAGAUGUCAGGCAGGGAGCAACUUAACACACUUCUGCUUUAAUUUUAUUGAAAGGAUAACAAUAACCACAUCGUCUGAAGAAUGAAUAUGUAGGGUAUGUUACAUACCACUGAAAACAGUCAGGAUCAAACUCCAGAGAUGUUCAUGGCGGCGUUCGAAUUCCUGGAGGACAUGCUAGUUUCAACUUUGAACAAAACAUAUGCAUGUGCAUAUUCAGAUUUCAGAGGCAGAGGCAGCCGCACACCAUACGGCCCUGGCACAAUUAAACCUUGUUGCAGGGACACUGCAUCCUUCCUGUCAUCAUAGGUUUGGAGAUGUACUGAACAAGGGACAGUUGGUGUCCCUGUAAUUCUUCAAGGUCAGGAAAAUGGCUCCAUCACACAUGUGAAUGAACAAACAACGUACCUAAUAGCUUUGCAGGCACUGAAUCGAUCAGGCAAUCAAGACAUCUCUUAAAUGGAAUUCUCUUGUCCUUCGUUAGUGGCAGAGCCAAUUCAUAGAUGCUGGGCGCUGACAUGACGUCCACCUGUCCUGUGUUGUCGACUGAGUGCAGUUGUAGAGGCUCUGCGUGUUUCCUUGACGUGGGAUCACCCGUAUGCCACUGCAAUUUACUGUUGUCCGGCAGCCAAUGCCCUUCUGAACUUGAUCACAUUGACAUUCCAUUAUUUGAGCAAAUGCAUAUGCACACUGAAAGAAAAUUUAUCUACACUAAAGGAAUCAGCCAAUCAUGACAUUCUUGACUGUUCAAAUGGACUGCGUAGUUUAAUUUGUUCAAAGCAUGCUGGAUGCUCCUUUAAAUAUAUAACGACUCCACACGUAGCGGUGUGCACUCAAGUGCAGCCAACCGGGCCAAACUUGCUGUAGUGGGAUAUCCCAUCUCCAUGCUGUGUCACCACCACCACAAGUAACACCUGCUGACUUCGACGAGCAACCAGAGAAGGCGAAGAGAGAAGCAAUGGAGACCAAGGUCGACGAAGAGGCACCAGCGGUGGCGGCGGUGCCGUCACGGUUCAGGAGGAUAUGUGUCUUCUGUGGAAGCAGCCAUGGCAAGAAGAAGAGCUACCAGGAUGCUGCCAUUGAGCUUGGAAAAGAGCUGGUGGCAAGAAACAUUGAUCUAGUGUAUGGAGGAGGGAGUGUAGGGUUGAUGGGCCUGGUCUCUCAAGCAGUGUACAAUGGAGGAAGGCAUGUCAUUGGGGUGAUUCCCAAGACACUCAUGCCUAGAGAGAUAUCAGGUGAGAUGGUGGGGGAGGUGAAAGUGGUGGCUGAUAUGCACGAGAGGAAGGCUGAGAUGGCCAGGCAGUCCGAUGCCUUUAUAGCAUUGCCCGGAGGAUAUGGAACACUUGAAGAGCUGCUAGAAGUGAUUGCAUGGGCUCAACUUGGCAUUCAUGAUAAACCGGUUGGGCUGCUGAAUGUGGACGGCUACUACAACCCACUGCUGUCUUUUAUCGACAAAGCAGUGGAAGAAGGGUUCAUCAAACCAACUGCUCGGAAUAUCAUCGUCUUGGCUCCAACUCCCAAGGAAUUGAUCCAGAAGCUAGAGGGGUACUCGCCUCAGCAUGAGGAAAUUGUGCCGAAGAUGAAAUGGGAGACGGAAGAGGUGAGCUACCCUCAGAACUACGAGAUCCCGAGGCCAAAGGAGGGGAAGACGAUCGUGGAACCGCAGCGGGGAAGCAAGCUGUGGAUGUAGUGCCAAGCUACUAACACCCCAGUAAUGUAAGAUAGAUUUGCAUAUUGGCAUGAUGAGAACCACCUCACUGUAUCCUCCUCUUCAGUGUGUCCUGUAAUUUCGUCAGGAUUUGCGCAAUCCUGAAACCUGCAGGUUGGUGUUGGUCAUUGGUGUAAGAUUACCCUAUGUUAUAUGUACUGCAAAAUCAGUAGAGCUAUAUUGCUGCA
Molecule: messenger RNA, 3992 nt
Organism: Panicum virgatum (switchgrass)
Lineage: Eukaryota; Viridiplantae; Streptophyta; Magnoliopsida; Poales; Poaceae
Product: probable cytokinin riboside 5'-monophosphate phosphoribohydrolase LOGL2
Exons: 7
Coding region: 3055-3786 (243 amino acids)
Biological process (GO): cytokinin biosynthetic process
Cellular component (GO): cytosol; nucleus
Molecular function (GO): hydrolase activity, hydrolyzing N-glycosyl compounds
Source: RefSeq, a predicted model, not a curated record